CCGCAGGGGGACCCCAUUCCUGAGGAGCUCUAUGAGAUGCUGAGUGACCACUCGAUCCGCUCCUUCGAUGACCUCCAGCGCCUGCUGCACGGAGACUCCGUAGAUGAAGAGGUAGCCGAGCUGGACCUGAAUUUGACCCAGUCCCAUUCUGGAGGCGAGCCACAGAGCUUAUCCCGAGGGAGAAGGAGCCUAGAUUCCUCAACAGUUGCCGAGCCCGCCAUGAUUGCCGAGUGCAAGACACGCACGGAGGUGUUCAAGAUCUCCCGGAGCCUCAUCGACCGCAGCAACGCCAACUACCUGGUGUGGCCGCCCUGCGUGGAGGUGCAGCGCUGCUCCGGCUGCUGUAACAACCACAAGGUGCAGUGCCGCCCCACCCAGGUGCAGCUGCGACAUGUCCAGGUGAGAAAGAUUGAGAUCGUGCGGAAGAAACCGACCUUUAAGAAGACCACAGUGACCCUGGAGGACCACCUGGCAUGCAGGUGUGAGACAGUGGUUGCUGCACGACCUGUGACCCGAAACUCGGGGAGUUCCCAGGAGCAGCCAGCCAAGAUGCCCCAAACUCGGGUGACUAUUCGAACAGUGCGAGUCCGCAGGCCCCCCAAGGGGAAGCACAGGAAGUUCAAGCACACGCAUGACAAGAAGGCGCUGAAGGAGACCCUGGGAGCCUAGGGGCAUGUGCAGGAGAGUGCGGGCAGGAUUAUUUAAUAUGGUAUUUGCUGUAUCGCCCCCAUGGGGUCCUUGGAGUGAUAAUAUUGUUCCCCUCGUCCGUCUGUCUCGAUGCCUGAUUCGGACGGCCAAUGGUGCUUCCCCCACCCUCCACGCACCCGUCACCCCUCUGCCAGCGGGUCUCCCCUCGGUGACCUCCAGCGUCUUGCCUGGAAGUUUGAGAAGGAAAUGAAGGAUCUGGACUCCAUCAAGGGCUUCCUCCCCCUGACCCCGAGAAACUGGGAUAAGAGUGCAAGAGACACUGAUGGGGGAAGAGGCUCCCUUCCCCAGUGCCUGGCCAGGCCACCCCUGAGCACUGUGGAAAUGGCUCGAAGAACCCUGCCCGCUGCCCUGAGGACCCCCAGCACGGCCUGGUCCCUGGACUCCCAGCCAACUCUGAUGGGAAUCCCCCAGGCAGGCCAGAGUGCCUCAUGCUCCUGUGGCUGAAACCAGGUGGGGGAGCACAGACUGGAGAACCCCUCCCAGAGGUGCCCAGGCCUAGUCACCUCUCCCUGGUCACCUCUGCGCACAGUGGCUCUCUUUCAUGUUAUACAUAUGAAAUCUUUGAAGAUGCGAACUCCUCUGGGCAAGUGUGGCCUGAGUGCCCGGCAGCCAAGUGCCCUCUCAGAUGGGUCAGAGAUGAAGUUUGCUCUGGAGGGGAGUGUAGAUGGUGACCUGGGCAUCCACUGCCUCCCCAGCUCCCCUUUCACUUCCUCCUGUUUCAUCUCUCUACCUCCCCCCCGCAUCUCCCUGUUGUCCUGGUCCUUCAGUCUGCUCCACCAAGGGGAACACCCCUUACUGAGUCUCCUGUGACCCCAGAGACUGCCCCUAGGGCAGAAGACCAGGGCCCAGGGCAGCAGGGGGCCUGCCCAUCAUAUUCCAGCCCAGCCGAGAUUGCCAUGUGAGGCUGGGCAGGGUGUGCACCGCACAGGGCACUGAGGGCAAGGACCACUGCUCUCAUCACAGACAUGGCCAGUUUGCGUAUUUAUUCUGACAGUUUCCUGGCAGGUGUAGGUAAAAUGUGCUUUUCCUAAUUGACACAAAGGCUCUGUGUGGACUGGCUGUGCCCCUGACCCGGCCCAUGGCUUGGAGUGGUCGGACAGAGUGAGCUCAUGGAGGGCGGGGAGGUAACACAUUGUCCAUCUGGCCUUUCUGUCCCCAAGUCCUCAGCUCAAGAAGUCCCCCUUCCAGGCAGGUGUGGAAAACCCAGAGAGUCUCCAAGGGAGGGAGCAGCCCCUGCACACUCCCCUGUCUUAGAUCCUUUGAGCUCCACCUCUGGUGGCUCCCGCCGGGGAAGCAGCUCCUGGGCUGGGAGUGGGGAAGAAAGGAAUAGAUCCCCAGGGCCCUGGGGGUGGGCUCUCAGGUCCCGCCUC
This is a messenger RNA of Miniopterus natalensis, 2078 nucleotides long. The record is from RefSeq and is a predicted model, not a curated record. NCBI's taxonomy places the organism in Eukaryota, Metazoa, Chordata, Mammalia, Chiroptera, Miniopteridae.